Messenger RNA from Kazachstania africana CBS 2517, 972 nucleotides. RefSeq names its product Cbp3p (gene CBP3). The transcript has a single exon. NCBI's taxonomy places the organism in Eukaryota, Fungi, Ascomycota, Saccharomycetes, Saccharomycetales, Saccharomycetaceae. Gene Ontology annotation, biological process: mitochondrial respiratory chain complex III assembly. Bases 1 to 972 code for a protein of 323 amino acids. Gene Ontology annotation, cellular component: mitochondrion. The record is from RefSeq and is a predicted model, not a curated record.
AUGUUGAAGAGUAGCUUACGCAGAUGGUCAAUCAACAACUCAAUUGCGACGAAGACUAAUUUAAGAAAUGGACCGAGACAAUUGGUUUUAAGUCAUAGCUACUCACAGCAAGUGCAAAAUAGUCGAAAGAAAGAGACAAAUAUCCAGGAAGACCAUGGUAAUGCACCAAAAAAUGGGAAAAAGUUCGCAUUAGCCUACUCGAAGUACGAAUCAAAAGACUAUAAAUUGCCUAAAUGGAAGGAAUCAUUGGGGGAAUUUGUUAUUAGCGCAUUUAAAUUAGAUAUGGACAAGAUCAGAGCAGGCCCGGUAGCGGGUUCUUAUUAUUACUCUAUUUGCAAGGAGCAGGGCCUUCAAUAUGAAAAUGAACCUUUGUCAGAAUCGGCUAAAUAUUUUUAUAGUUACUUAAAGCUUCCAAAAACGUUCUCACAGUGGUUCCAGAUCACCAUAUUGCACGAAUGGAUGCUUUUUGUGAGGAUGAGAGCAAUGCCUUUCAAAUAUGGAAGAAAUUACCAGCAAAAACUUGUUGAUAGGACCUUUGGUGAUAUUGAAUUAAGAUUAUUUGAAGAAAUGAAUGUACAUUCUGGGAGAAUUGUUGAUCAGUAUCUCAAAGAUUUUAAUACACAACUGAAAGGUGCAGUCUUUGCUUAUGAUGAGGGGUUCUAUACAGAUGAUAUGACACUAGCAACAGCUGUUUGGCGAAAUUUAUUCGCAGGAAGGAAGAACAUAAAUUUCUCUCACUUAGAAGCAGUCGUCAGAUACAUUCGUUCCCAACUAUACGUUCUUACUAAAAUGUCUGACAGAGAGUUUGCUCUUGGUAAUUUUAAGUUUGUACCUCCCAAUGAAAUCGUGAAUAAAUUGACGCCUGUUGAAGAGAAGAAUAUGAAACAGGAGGUCUCCAUGAAAUAUAAAAAGCUUGAUGAAAGUAACUUAAUUUUACCAAGCGAAAGGAGUAGCCUUUCUUAUACAAAUUAA